Messenger RNA from Camellia sinensis, 1747 nucleotides. Its product is annotated as squalene monooxygenase SE1. Gene Ontology annotation, biological process: sterol biosynthetic process. Gene Ontology annotation, molecular function: flavin adenine dinucleotide binding; squalene monooxygenase activity. The record is from RefSeq and is a predicted model, not a curated record. Lineage: Eukaryota; Viridiplantae; Streptophyta; Magnoliopsida; Ericales; Theaceae. Gene Ontology annotation, cellular component: membrane; endoplasmic reticulum.
GUUGAGAGAGAGAGAGAGAGAGUGAGAGAGAGAGAGAGAAACAGAGAGCUUCCAGUGAGAGAGAGAAAGAGUCCUCUUCGUCGGCCUGUCCAUCGUCGUCGUCGUCGUCGUCUCGGUCUCAUUGUUGGAUUUGCAUUCUGCGAAAAUGGUGGAUCAGUAUUUGCUAGGCUCGCUAUUGGCCUCGAUAUUGGUGAUUGUGGUGUCGUACAAUCUCUACGCGAAGCGAAAUGGAACAGCAGAGAGCACCACCGCCGUCACCACCACCAGCACCACCGCCGCAAUUAACUCAGAAUGCAGAUCGAAGAACGGCGGAGGAGACGAAGAUGUCGACGUCAUCAUCGUCGGCGCUGGCGUUGCUGGUGCUGCUCUCGCUCACACCCUCGGCAAGGAUGGGCGUCGUGUUCAUGUGAUUGAAAGAGAUUUGAGUCAGCCUGACCGGAUUGUUGGAGAGUUGCUACAACCAGGUGGCUACCUUAAAUUAAUCGAGUUGGGUCUAGAAGAUUGCGUGGAGCAAAUAGAUGCUCAACGGGUGUUUGGGUAUGCUCUUUUCAAGGACGGAAGGAAUACUCGACUCUCUUAUCCUUUAGAAAAGUUUCACUCCGAUGUGUCGGGAAGGAGCUUUCACAAUGGGCGCUUCAUUCAGAGAAUGCGGGAAAAGGCUGCAACCCUUCCCAAUGUUCGAUUGGAGCAAGGAACAGUCACAUCUCUGCUUGAAGAAAGAGGAACUAUUAGAGGGGUGCAAUACAAGAACAAAAAUGGUGAAGAACUGGCAGCAUAUGCACCUUUGACCAUUGUAUGUGAUGGCUGUUUUUCAAACUUGCGCAGAUCUCUUUGCAAACCUAAGGUAGAAGUGCCCUCUUGUUUUGUUGGUUUGGUUCUGGAGAACUGCGAAUUGCCAUAUGCAAACCAUGGGCAUGUUGUUUUAGCAGACCCGUCUCCUAUCUUGUUUUAUCCUAUUAGUAGCACUGAAAUUCGCUGUCUUGUUGAUGUACCUGGUCAAAAGGUUCCUUCUAUUUCAAAUGGAGAAAUGACCAAGUAUUUGAAGACUGUAAUUGCUCCCCAGAUUCCUUCCCAGUUGCAUGAUGCUUUUAUCGCUGCUAUUGAUCAAGGAAACAUAAGGACUAUGCCUAAUAGAAGCAUGCCAGCUGCUCCGCAUCCUACUCCAGGGGCCUUACUGAUGGGGGAUGCAUUUAACAUGCGCCACCCUUUAACUGGUGGAGGAAUGACUGUUGCACUAUCUGAUAUUGUUGUGCUACGUGAUCUUCUUAGGCCUCUGCUCGACCUAAAUGAUGCGCGUACUCUUUGUAGAUAUCUCGAAUCCUUUUACACCUUGCGUAAGCCUGUGGCAUCCACAAUAAAUACAUUGGCAGGUGCCCUGUAUAAGGUGUUUUGUGCUUCACAUGAUCAAGCACGGAAGGAAAUGCGCCAGGCAUGCUUCGAUUAUUUAAGCCUUGGAGGUGUUUUUUCAACAGGACCAGUGUCUUUACUGUCGGGCUUAAACCCUCGUCCAUUGAGCUUGGUUCUCCAUUUCUUUGCGGUAGCUAUAUAUGGUGUUGGACGCUUGUUACUGCCAUUUCCCUCUCCCAAACGUAUGUGGAUCGGAGCCAAAUUGAUUUCGGAUGCUUCUGGAAUCAUCUUACCUAUCAUCAAGGCCGAAGGAGUGAGACAGAUGUUUUUCCCUGCUACCGUUCCUGCAUAUUACAGAGCUCCUCCAGUUAAGUAAGGUUGUGAAACCUGAAUUGUGGAC